Lepisosteus oculatus (spotted gar) is the source of this 366-nucleotide messenger RNA. NCBI's taxonomy places the organism in Eukaryota, Metazoa, Chordata, Actinopteri, Semionotiformes, Lepisosteidae. The record is from RefSeq and is a predicted model, not a curated record.
CCGCCGCCGCCGCGGAGAGGAGGAGGAGGAGGAGAAGAGGAGGAGGAGGAGGAGGAGGGGAGGGGGGUUAUGGACCCCCUGGCCGUGCCCUGUCCGCCACCGGGAGACCCGCAGAACUUCAGCCCCACCAGCCCGCCGGGAGCCGCCGGGAAAGGAGGCGAGGAGCGCGGCGGCGGCGGCCGAGCCGAGGCGGCGAGGACCGGCGGGUCCCAGGGCGGCCGCCAGGACGGGGAAGAGUCGCUGGAGGAGAAGCUGAGGGGUCUGGCUUUCAGGAAGCAGACCUCGUACAGGGGAUCAGAAGAGCUCAGCCGCUGAUCUCCCAGCCCCUCUGCUCCGGGCUCUGAGCACGCUGUCCUGUUGUCUGGG